CUUUCCUUCUUUGGCAUCUCUUCAUUCUUCACUUUAUCGACCACUUGCCGCCGCACUCAAGCUACCAUAUACGAAUACUCCCGCAUCAAGACAGAAAAUACCCUCCUAAGCUUCCUCGACAACACCCACCUCCGGACCGCCAUGAACACGUCUUCAACUAUCGACAAAGUAGGACCUAUCGGCGUGUUCCCGGCAUACUUUACCUCCCAAGAAACUACUCUAAUCAUCUUGGGAAAAAAUGGAUGGUCCAGUGCAAGCUUUACCGUCCAAGAUGAACAAGGCAAACUUUUGAUGACGGGUCAUCCGGGAAAAUCCAAAUUUUGGGGGCGCAAGUACGAGAUUAUGGUGACAGAUGCAAACGGCAAACAGCUCUUCGACAUCCACCGCCAUGUCAAACUUUCGAAGAAAGUGUGUACCGUCUUAAACGAAGGUCAGGAGAUUAUGGAAGUGCAUCAGAAGAACAUCAUGUCUUUCAAAAGGCGAAUGACUGGAACAUUCACAAACGCCGAAAGCGGAGUAUCACACACUUUAGCGUUGGACGGGGAUUGGAAAGGCAAAAACUUCAAGGUGAAUUUAGAAGAUGGGGAAGAGGUGGCGACGGUUAAGAGGAGUUAUAUGAAGAACUGGGGCAAUCAUUACGCGCUCACUGUGGCUGAAAAUGUCGAUCUUGCUUUGAUGAGUGCUUUGGGUAUUUGUAUAGUCGCUUCUAUCAUGGAGGAUGAGAUGGCAGCUGCAGUAGCGUAGAACGGUACAGUGGUCUUCUUUAUAUAUAUAUAUUGCCAGAGUCCUCGGUUCUUACUACUCUCCUAGUGCCUCAUGAUGUGACUAUAGAUCUUUGGCUUGGGGAACGAGUCGAAAGUGGCGGGGGAGGGGAUGGUAUUCUUCCGCUAUAUGAUGAUGUGGAAAGGGGAGGCCGGCAAUAAUGAGCGUGUAUGCAUUCACUGUCCAAAC
Molecule: messenger RNA, 951 nt
Organism: Cryptococcus amylolentus CBS 6039
Lineage: Eukaryota; Fungi; Basidiomycota; Tremellomycetes; Tremellales; Cryptococcaceae
Exons: 5
Coding region: 142-744 (200 amino acids)
Source: RefSeq, a predicted model, not a curated record